Aureobasidium vineae is the source of this 1200-nucleotide messenger RNA. Lineage: Eukaryota; Fungi; Ascomycota; Dothideomycetes; Dothideales; Saccotheciaceae. The record is from the annotation of a GenBank genome assembly.
AUGAAGAUGAAGAUCGAGUUUGCAGCAGCCGCUGCAAUUGCAGCAUCUGGCGUCGUUGCUCAGUCGUCGUCUGCCCCCAUCACCUCUGCUGCAGUCAGCACUUCAACUGCAUCACCAGUCUACGUCACACUGACAAUCGAUGACUGCGAUACUACCGCUCCUCCAGCAAUGGUUACAGUGACCAAUGGAGUCACACUUACCUACUGUCCCAAGUGCGAAGAGGCCUCAAAGUCCUCUGCCGCUCAAGUCACCCCUUUCACCACAAUCUGGACAACAACUUAUCUUUCUCUCUGCACGACCGGUACUUCUCACGGUAUGACACCAGUUGUCUACACUGUCACCGAGUCAUGUACCGAACCUACCCCUACCUGGACUCCUGGUCCAAGUUACGUUCCUCAAGGCUUCACCACCACCGAAGUCGUCUGCCACCAAUGUGCCGAGGGUCCUGCGACCUACACUGUCACUCAACCCUGCGAUUGCGAACCUACUCCUGCCCCUGCACCUGCCAACCCCACUGGCUCAUCUCCAGGAGGCAAUGGAGGAACCGGAGGCAACGGUGGAAACGGAGGAAAUGGCGGCUCGUCUUCUCCUGGUGGCAAUGGAGGAAAUGGCGGAAACGGCGGAGAUGGAGGCAACGGCGGAAAUGGAGGCAAUGGAGGAAAUGGAGGCAAUGGAGGAAAUGGAGGCAAUGGAGGAAAUGGAGGAAAUGGAGGCGACUCAGGUCCAGGAGGCAACGGAGGAAAUGGGGGCAAUGGUGGAAACGAUGGAAAUGGAGGAAAUGGAAGCCCUGGCACACCUGGAACUCAAGGAGGUAACGCUCAACCUCCUGCUCCUGCUGCCGGCACUCCCGCCGCCAACACUCCUGCAGGCAACGUUGUUACUCAGAUCAGCGAUGGUCAGACCCAGGCACCUACUGGCAACCCUCAGCCCGUCACUCAAAUCUCAGACGGUCAGAUUCAGGCUCCUACUGGUGGCGCCGGACGUCCUGAGGGCCCUCCUGCCAACAACGGCUCGUCGACUGUCACCAUUCCUUGCGCCGGAUCUCAAUGCAAGCUCUCGACUGCUGCAUCACCCAGCGGCACCGCACCCGCAUCUACCAGCCCAGUCUCCUUCACUGGUGCUGCAUCAAGCUUCAGCAUCGGCGGUGCCUUCGCAUCAUUCGUUGCAGUCGCUGCUGCUGGGUUCGCCGUGCUCCUCUAG